This is a messenger RNA of Anopheles marshallii, 1458 nucleotides long. Its product is annotated as broad-complex core protein isoforms 1/2/3/4/5-like. The coding region runs from base 1 to 1458 and encodes 485 amino acids. Gene Ontology annotation, cellular component: nucleus. Gene Ontology annotation, biological process: regulation of transcription by RNA polymerase II. The record is from RefSeq and is a predicted model, not a curated record. The transcript is spliced from 5 exons. Gene Ontology annotation, molecular function: protein binding. NCBI's taxonomy places the organism in Eukaryota, Metazoa, Arthropoda, Insecta, Diptera, Culicidae.
AUGUCGACCGGAUUGGGGGAAAAAUCGUUUGUCAACAACGACGAACUGUUCUACCUGAAGUGGAACAACUUCCAGAAAAAUGUCAGCACCCAGUUCGAAAAGCUGCGUGAAGAUGACGAUCUAGUAGACAUUACGUUCGCAUGCGAGGGCCGAAUGCUUACGGCGCACAAGCUGGUACUGUUUGCUUGCAGCCCUUACUUCAAGGAACUGCUAAAGAAAAAUCCAUCCCCGCAUCCCGUAUUUUUCAUGAACGAUGUGAAGUACGAUGUGUUGAAGGCCAUUCUGCAGUACAUGUACCUCGGUGAGGUACACAUCACCAACGAAAAUCUAAAGGAGUUCAUCAAGACGGCUGAAGGGCUACAAAUUCGUGGCCUGAGUAAAGAGAAUAAUGGUGAUUUGAUCAUACCAUCGCAUCAGGACGUACUGCGCCGGGACGAGAAAAACGAUCAAAUGCUCGAUGAAUUUUGCCGGAAGCGUGCUGGCAUUGAGGAACUACAAUCAUCGACCGUACUGAACAUCAAGCGCGUUAAAACGGUGGCAGACGGUUCGAUGACAGCCAGCGGUCAGGACGGGAAUGUGGACGUAGAACCGAAAGUGGAAAUGGUCGAAUACUUGGACAGUGAAGCGGGUGCCCACCAAUCGCCAACGUACUGCAGUAUGGAACCGUACGCGGAUAAAAACAAUCCACGCACCGCCAUGGGCCAUCUUGGGGCAAUCAAUAACGUAGCGGGCUUCACACAAACCGGUCCCGCAUCAGUAUCCGGAGCGGGAACUAAUCAACCCGGUGGCUCCGGCGGCCACAGCCAUAAUGUGCACGAGUACAAAUCGGAAGAUGAUAGCAGUUGGAUGGAGAAAUCGCUCGACAACAUUUCCGUCAACUCGGAGCAAAGCAUGAAGUACAAUAGUGGUGGUGGUGGGGGUGGCAGUGGUGGCAGCGGAGGUAGCAGUGGCAACGGUGACAAAAACAAGGGACGCAGCAGUCGAAAUAGCAACCGGUCCACGGAUGACAAAGCGAACUGUUUAACGCCUCGCUGCUGUCCCGUGUGUUCGCGGCUUUACUCGAACGUGUCCAAUCUGCGACAGCACAUGCGAUUAAUACACAACCCGACCGCCGUCUGUUGCCCCAUCUGCCAGAAACACUUCAACUCCGAACUCUACCUGAAGCGACACUACUCAUCGAUACAUUCGAUCAAUCCUAAUAGCACCGGAGACGGUGAGCUUGUAGAUACAAAGCCCCCAACGUCGCAACUACAGCAGCAGCAACAACAGCAAGCACCCCCACAACAACAACAGCAAGCUCCUCCGCCAACGCAACAGCAGCAGCAGCAGCAGCAGCAGCAGCAGGCCCAACAGCAGCAGCAACCUCAACAACAGCAAGCACCCGCACCAACCGCAAACACGUGGAAUCCCUACCAUCACCACGACGCCUCACAGUUGGUGAAUCCUUUUAUCAAGUAA